Molecule: messenger RNA, 864 nt
Organism: Trypanosoma grayi
Lineage: Eukaryota; Euglenozoa; Kinetoplastea; Trypanosomatida; Trypanosomatidae
Exons: 1
Coding region: 1-864 (287 amino acids)
Source: RefSeq, a predicted model, not a curated record
AUGUUAUCCACCAACCCCCAGCAGGCCCUUAUGGAUGUGGAAUGGAUGACGAGCCUCUCGGCUCUCAGAGCGUUCGUCGAACAUUGCGGUCGCACCCCCUUUACGUUCGAGUACAGACCAAUGUUUACUACACAGGUCAAUCGCGUCGAGGGCGUACUCACACUCGAGAACGGGGAACUGACCAUUUGUAUGGAGAAUGGUGUAAAAGCCAGUUUUGUUUCUUUGCGGCACUCUAUGGUGUCGUUUAACAUGCCAAAGAAUGAGAACUUUCUCAAGGCUUUUGACGAUGCACGGGCGACCUUUCGAACUGAGUGGAUGGAACUGGAAGAAAGCAAGUUGAUACUGUAUCAGCAGUAUGAAAUGGCCAGGGCACAACUGGCGGAGGAAAACUUAAAGAUCCAGCAGGACGCCUACGCUCAAACGGUAGGAUCACAUGAACGCUUUAAUCAAAUGCAGCAUCAGAUUAACACGUUGGAAUCGCAGAAAACCCAGUUGUGUAAGGAGAACAAUCAGAUGCAAGAUCGGAUUAAUCAGAUGCAGGCGUGGUUUAACCAAAAAGAGAAACAGGGACUUCCAGCUCAGCGGGCGGCAACAGAGGGUGAAAACGAAUAUUUUCCACAAGAUAUCCACACGGUGACACAUACCGCCAAGAUGGGCGGGCAUGCAGAACGGUUUUCUUAUGCGUUGGGGGCUCAGCCCCAGGUGGGGUUGCGAGGAAUUCAAGAGCUAAGAAAUAAGUUCGUGGAAAAGGGUUUCCGACUAGAAGAAAAUAUCCGGACUUUUGAAGGAGCCAUGGAGUAUUUAGUGGAGACCUCCCCAGAACAGCUGCUGGCGGCUUAUCGCGACCUUUUCCCUUACCCAUAA